AUGGGCUCAAUCGAAACGCCUAUCCCCUCCACAUCUCCCCAAAAUCCAUGGGUCACCACACCCCUAACCCACUCCGAAGCCCUUUCAACUGCAGCAGGCUGCAAUAUAUACCUUAAACUCGAAUCUCAUCAGCCUUCAAACUCCUUCAAAUCACGCGGCAUCGGCAAUCUGCUCGUGUCCUCCGUCCGAUCUCCCAAUACCACUAGCACUCCGCACUUCUACUGUGCAUCUGGCGGUAAUGCCGGCCUUGCGUGUGCCACUGCUGCCACUUCUCUUUCUCUCUCUACCACCAUUGUUGUACCGCAGACGACCAAGCCACUUAUGAUAGCCAAAAUUCGUGCACUCGGCGACCGCGUUCGUGUUCUUCAGUUCGGAAAAAAUCUGGGUGAUGCAGAUAAGUACCUUCGGUCUGAGCUGUUAGCACAUGACCCGCAUGGUGUAUAUGUUUCGCCAUACGAUCAUCCGGCCGUCUGGGCUGGCAAUGCCACUCUUAUUGACGAGCUUGCUACGCAAAUUCCGCACUACGAUUCGAUUGUGUGUUCUGUCGGAGGCGGCGGGCUUCUCGUUGGGCUCAUUGAAGGGCUUGAUACUUAUGGCAUAUUACCAGACACGACUAUAGUUGCCGUGGAAACCCGAGGAGCCGAAUCACUAAAUGUAUCUUUGCGCAAGGGUGAACUCCUACGUCUACCUGCCAUUGAGAGCAUUGCUACCAGUCUCGGUGUGUCACAGGUGGCCGCUCAGGCGUUUGAACUGGCAAAGGCAAACGAUGUAAAAAGUGUCGUAAUCAGCGACGCGGAGGCUGCCUGCGCCUGUGCCGUUCUAUGGCAAGCAGAGAACGUUUUGGUUGAGCCAGCAUGCGGGGCCAGCAUUGCCGUGUGUCUAAAUGGUGAUCUUCGUGCUUCAUAUUCACAUUUGACAGACAGAGAAUUCUCAUGCUUGGAUAUAGUAAUAGUGGUUUGUGGCGGAUCAAAUGUCACCACGGCCAUGCUAGGCGAAUGGAUAGACGUGUAUGGCGGCGAGAACGAAGUAAGGGACUGGUUUGUCGGCAACCAGUGGGUUGGCGGAAGUUACCCAAAAAUUUGUGCAGAUGGUCCACUGGAUUCCAUCAUUUGA
Molecule: messenger RNA, 1113 nt
Organism: Blumeria graminis f. sp. triticale
Lineage: Eukaryota; Fungi; Ascomycota; Leotiomycetes; Helotiales; Erysiphaceae
Source: the annotation of a GenBank genome assembly